Messenger RNA from Stereum hirsutum FP-91666 SS1, 3753 nucleotides. RefSeq lists its product as uncharacterized. The transcript has 2 exons. The coding region runs from base 254 to 3427 and encodes 1057 amino acids. The record is from RefSeq and is a predicted model, not a curated record. Gene Ontology annotation, molecular function: protein binding. NCBI's taxonomy places the organism in Eukaryota, Fungi, Basidiomycota, Agaricomycetes, Russulales, Stereaceae.
AGGCGACGUCGGGGUUGCCUUGCGACUCUUCUCUUCCCCCACGACGUUAGGCGACUCUUCCGUUUCUCAGACGCCAUUCUCUCGACAUCCUGGAACGGUCCUGGGCCGACCUAGUGCCGGGGCGUUUAUUAAGGGUCUACGGCUGCUUCCACAAUUCGCUUGUCUGUGCGACGUGUCUUGACUCUUGAACUCCGACUCGACGAGCAUAAAAACGUCUUUUCUGACACCUCUUUGUGAGCGUACUACCUGAAUCAUGGAGACGUAUGUGAACACGACUGUCUACCCUCCACGAGAUGCAUGGUCGUCUGCCACGCAUGAAGCCCUCGUACCCUGGUCUGGCACUUCCGCCUUCAGCGACCUGGCGACCAUAAGCCUCGCUCAAGAGCAACUCGACGCCCAUGCAAAGUCUGCUGCCAUAUCUCUCUCCCUGAUCCGCUCCCGCCGGAACGCACUGUCUUCCAUCUCUCGCCUCCCCGCCGAACUCCUCUCUCACAUCUUCUCCUAUCUCGUCCUCAUCGACCCUCCAGCGGGAAGCGCUUCCUCGGACUCCAGUACGUUGGGCUGGAUCCAUGUCACGCACGUUUGUAGGGCAUGGAGGGAGGUCGCGGUAGGCAACCCUGCGUUGUGGACGAUCAUACCGUUUGCGGAGAGCGACGAAUGGGCGAGCGAGGCGUUGAGGAGGAGUAAGAAGUGUCCGCUCACUGUGAAGGCGAAGUUUGAGAGGGAGGAAGAGUCUCAGGCUUGGGACAAGGACGAACCGCUCGCCGUUGCGUUCUCCGAACUCUAUCGUGUACGGAACCUCGACCUGUCCGGCACCCUUGACCAUCACGCCGUGACAUUACUCGAUCGGGGACUGAAGCAGGAGGCCCCCAUUUUGGAAAGCCUGAAGCUCAAGUUCAAUGGCGUCCUCGGAGCACCGAUGUACACCUAUCCUGAGGCUCUCGUCGCCCCGAGACUCAGAGAAAUUUCCCUUCACGGCAUCGCACCCCCGUUCACUUCCAUAAUGAGCCUCACGAAGCUGACCUACCUCGAAAUCCGUAAACCACCCGGUCCACGACUGGAACUCCAUGGCCUUCUCGAUCUCCUCGCCUCACAACCUGCUCUCGAAACCUUAAUCCUCCAAUCCGUAAUGCAUCCGCCAGGCUCAGCAUUCCACGUCGCCGAUCCUCGCCGCGUCAGUCUCCCACACCUUCACAAAUUCCUGUUCGCGGGUUGGUUGCACACCUGCGCUUACCUCCUAAGGCACCUGGGAAUCCCACCCGCCGCGGCGGUGACGUAUGAACUCGGUUGCCUGGACGGACCCGCGGAACCGUAUCUCUUGGAAUUCUUCAGGUAUCUGGCGCCGCAUUCCGGAGUUUAUGAGGUGGAGGGAGGAAAUGGCGCGAUGACGAGGCCGAUGAGGGCGUUGGCGGUGAGAGGGGCGGAUUGUAGGUGUAUCAAUAUCAGGGGUUGGGACUGGGACGACACGCGCGGAUUGCCCAUCUCUGUUUCUGGUGGCGCCACAUCUAUUGGCAACAGCAACGCCACCUCCUCGAGCGCGCUCAAAGAUAUCGACGAGCCGAAAAUCCAAGUCACACUCAACCCGACCUCCCGUUUCCUCCCUGACUUCAUCUCCGAGAUGUUCCUUAACCUCUGCCACUCGCUCUAUCUCGAUGAAAUGCAGGUCUUGAGGGUGUUUUUCGAUCAGGUCGCGUUUGGGCCGGAGUUGUGGGGACAGGCGUUGGGGAGGGCGAGGAAGUUGGUGAGCUGUGAGUUGAGUGGGCCGAGCGCGCCUGGGUUCGUGAGGAAGUUGGGAAUGGUACCGCCCCCGGUGCAGCUACCGCAGAGGACCGAUAUGACGCUGGCUAUGGCGUUGGAAGGGGCUUCGGGUGGAGGUGUGAGUAUGGAUAUGGGCGAGGAGAACGAUCAAGGGGGACUUCAGUCGAAUGCAAUGGACGCUGCGAUGGACGCCUUCAUUUCAGUGGACAACUCGGAUGAUGCGCUUUCAGGAUUCACGUCCCUUGCACCUAACGCGAAUACUGGGAGCCCAUCGGCACAGUCCUCUUCCGACUCGAUCAACCGCGAAAACCUCUUCCUCCCGAACUUGCAACGUCUCUGGCUCCAAGAAGUCGACUUCUCCGCGCACCUCCCCGGAAUCACUCGCUGUCCCGCCAUGGCUCACAGUACCAAUUCCAACGCCACCACAAACACCGGCUCGGACUCGAUCCUCUCGCCUGCGCGGUUGAGGUUGAGGAAGGCGAACGGGGGCGUGCUCAGGGAGUUGAAGUUCACGAAGUGUGUGGUCGAUCAGGCGACGGUGCAGGCGCUGAAGGAUGCGAGCGCGAGUCUCGCGUCGGGUUCGAGUUCUGGUCAGGGCGGCGGGGCUGGGGCUGAGGGGCUGGGGAUGAAUGUUAUUUGGGAUCAGUGGGCGGGGUAUGCGCAUGGACACGGACAUACACAUCAUUUCGUGCAUCCGCAUACGCACCCACACGGCCACGGAGUUGGCGUUGGCGGAGGUGGAGUCGUAGGUGCCGGUGGUACUGGCGGAGCAGCAGCAGCAGCAGCGGGAGGUGCCGCUGGCGGUGGAGCCGCAGGAGGUGCUGGAGGUGCUGGCGGUGGGCAUGUCAUCCAACUGGCGAGCGUGCCCGUUAUUCCGGUGACGGUGCAGCAGGGGAUGUCGGUCACGGUCUCGCAUCCGGGGGUGAACUUGACGAUUCAUGUGCAGCAUCAGCACCACGGGCAUGGACAUUUACAUACGCACCCUCAUCCGCAUCACGCACAGGCCCAUCCUCUUCUCAAUCAACAACCUCAUCCUCAUCCCCAGGCACUUCAGGUUCAGCAGCAGCAGCAUCCUCUUACGCAUCCGCUUUCACAGCAGCAGCAGCAACAGCAUCCACACCCGCAUCCGCCCCAACAACAACAACAUCACCACCCACAACAGCAUCUCCAAUUGCAGCACGUCCACCAACACCCUCAGCAUCCGCUCAUCCACCACGUUCAGCACCCGCAUGCACCCGCUCCGGCGCAGACUCAGCAGCAGCAAUAUCUGCAGCAGUAUGUCCAGGCGAUGCAACAGCACCAGCAGCAGGUCGCGCAGGCUCAACAGCAGCAAUUGGCCCAGCUCGCGCAUGUGCAGCAGCAUCAGCAACAGAUGCAACAGCAGCAGCAACUUCAGCAGCAAAUUCAGCAGCAAAUUCAGCACCAGGUUCAGCACCAGGUCCAGCACCAGGUUCAACAGCAUGUCCAGCAGCAUCAGCAGACUCAGCAGCUGAUGCCGCAGCCGUUCCAACCGAAUCAGCACGCCCAACAGUUGGCGCAGGCGUUGUUGCAGCAUGAGAUGCAGACGCAGGCGCAGGGUCAAAGUCAGGGUCAGGGAGUGGCUCAGUUCCAGAUGCAGGACCAGGGCGGGAAUCAGGGUGGGGACGACGGGCAGGGACAGUCGACUUGAUAGUUCGAGCAUUGGACGAAGGGGACGAAGAGGGGAUGGAUAUACCUUUGGUGGUCUUUGGACGAGUAAGUAUCUUGAGAUGACAUAUAAUGCACACGGAUACGAACAAGGGGAUCAAGGACACUCCGCUGAUUUUGGGUCUUUGCCUGCCUGCAAUUUGUUUUAUGCUUUCCCUGUGUUCGGGUCCUGUAUUUUUUGGGGGCUUUUGGUGUCUUGGGAUAUAACAUACGUAUACCUUGUGACUUGUUCAUCGUAUUAUACUUUGCUGUAUUUAUUGGAGCCUCUCGAAUUGUGAAGUCAUAUCGUAACGUACACUCUUAUACCGG